UAAACCCGCUACCUGGAAUACCCCCUAGGCUUUUGAAUGAACAUUGAUAUGGACAUUGAUACAACGUCAACACCCCUGCAAACACGUCUAGUUGGGCCCCACAUGGGCCUCACUUGGGCUAGAUGGGCUUAGGCUGGGCAUGGGCUCAGAGUGGGCUUUGUUGUUGGGCCCCACAUGGGCAGUAGAUGGGCAUAAGAUGGGCUAAACUAUGCAUGGGCAUAAGUGGGUUCCAGCUGGGCUCCACUCUUAAGAUAUUCAAAAUUGAUUAUGGAUGCUUUUGUUAUAGGCUUAUUUUAACAACAGUCACUGGCUAGUUCCACUUUUUAUUCAAAUUUUAUCAGGCUUUUAAGCUAUUUAGAAGUGUAGCCAUUGCACUUUAAUAGUGGUUUAAGACAAAAUAUGAAUUUCAACAGAAAAUAUUGUAAUAAAAUACAUUUACUAUUAUUUUAUUACAUCAUUGUACUAUCUAGGUUUCCCAGUUCCACCCAAUCACGGAGCAAAAAAAAACACGUCACUUUGCCGCCUUUCAAAAAUAUAUUGUUUUUUGAAUUUGCCGCCUAAAGAAUUCCCGCCUUCAGUACCAGUACCAACGUCAGAGCGUCUUUGUCUGAUAACUUCUGCAGCAGUCAGUCGCAUGACGAUCGGAUUUCAGACACCAUCAGUUUAACACGAAAAAACAGAAACAAUGGCGUGUUCAGAAAGAACUAAAAAGAGGAAAAUAUCAGCGAAAGUGGAGGAACAUUUGCGUCUUGUUGAAAAUGAGUUGAUGAUGGAUGAUUUGUUGGCAAAAGACUCUGAAAUCGAUGAGGAUCGCUCUGAAAGGGAAUACCCACAAGAUGAUUUGUUAAAGGACUCUGAAAGAGAAGAUUCCAUGGAUACUUUCUACGAUGCUUGUGAUCAGAACUGUUUUGAGAAGUCAUCAAAUGAUUUUGAAGAGAAUUCCUCUGUCUUUUAUGAUUGCAACAUUUCCUCAUUUGAUGAUUUGGAUUCUGAAAACUGGGUGCCUGCUGGUGAUAGUGACUGUGAUUCGCAUGGAGAUGCAUGUUCUGACUUGGAAGAGGAUAAUGAUGAUGAUGAAUGUGGGCUUGCAGAAUGGGCUUCAGAAUUCAACAUACCACAAACAGCGCUGUCUGCACUUCUUAAAAUCCUAAGGAGGAAGGGCCUUGAUAUCCCAAUGGAUGCCAGAACUCUUAUGUCUACUGACAGAUCUUGCGAUGUUUCGGCUGUGGAUGGAGGGUCCUACUACCACUUUGGAAUCGAAAAUGCUCUCAUAGCUGAACUAACAUCUCUUGGACAUUUAGCAAAUAUUACAGAUACUCUCACACUUCGAAUUAAUAUAGAUGGAUUGCCCUUAUUUCGUAGCUCCAGUAUGAGUCUGUGGCCUAUUCUGGGAAAGAUUAAGGAAAUUUCAGAGUGUAGUGUGUUUGUAAUUGGAGUGUACUCCGGUGCGUCCAAACCCAAAAAUGUCCAAGAGUAUUUGCAAGAAUUCAUUGUAGAUAUGAAAGCCGUUUCUCAGAGAGGUAUUGUGUACAAUGGUGUACAUUUCAGUGUACCAUUACCCGAUGCUUUUAUUUGUGAUGCACCUGCGCGGGCCUUUCUUAAAUGCUCCAAAGGCCACACUGGGUAUUACGGGUGUGAGAGGUGCACUCAAAAAGGCCAGUACAUUAAUGGGAAGGUGGUUUAUCCUGAAAUAUCAGCAGAGCUCAGGACAGACGAGCAAUUUGAAAGGCAAGGCUAUCAACAGCACCAACUGUCAGCCUCCCCCUAA
Messenger RNA from Hypomesus transpacificus, 1768 nucleotides. RefSeq lists its product as uncharacterized. The coding region runs from base 686 to 1768 and encodes 360 amino acids. The record is from RefSeq and is a predicted model, not a curated record. The transcript has 3 exons. Lineage: Eukaryota; Metazoa; Chordata; Actinopteri; Osmeriformes; Osmeridae.